Penicillium canescens is the source of this 3324-nucleotide messenger RNA. Its product is annotated as putative C6 transcription factor. The transcript has 9 exons. Gene Ontology annotation, biological process: DNA-templated transcription; regulation of DNA-templated transcription. Gene Ontology annotation, molecular function: zinc ion binding; DNA-binding transcription factor activity, RNA polymerase II-specific; DNA binding. The coding region runs from base 1 to 3324 and encodes 1107 amino acids. The record is from RefSeq and is a predicted model, not a curated record. Lineage: Eukaryota; Fungi; Ascomycota; Eurotiomycetes; Eurotiales; Aspergillaceae.
AUGAACCCCAGUCUACCCAAUUUCCCCUUGCCGGGCUCCUCUAGCCCUCCUGGCUUGCGAUCCAAAUCUAGUCGCCAGAUUACCCGAAAUCGCGCGAGCUACAGCUGUCACACUUGUCGCCGACGGAAGGUCAAAUGUGACAAGAGACAUCCGAUAUGUGGAAACUGUGUGAAAAAUAACACCGAGUGCAUCUACGAUGCUUCGGCGCAAAGGGAUGAAGGUGCGCGUGACACCUCUCAGCAUACGCACGGAGUCAAGCGACGGAGAGAAAAUGCACAAAUAUUGGAGGAAGGAGUCGAUGAGCUUCAAUCGAUUUAUGGGCACUUGAAACAGGCCGAAUCAUCAACAAGCGACAAAUCCGACCCCCGCGCAAUUGAGUCACGAUUGGACAAGCUCAUGUCGAUGAUUGAGCGUCUUGGCGGAACGAACCAAGCCCUGGAAGCUGCAGCCGAGAAAGACACGACCCUCGAUACGAAGGUGGAACCUACAACAUCGAACGAUCCACGGCCGAGUCAUACGCAUGGAAAUGUAGCACUAUCGCGACCUGCCAGCCCGCGUCGCAUCGCGGCAGAAUCAAGUGGCGACGAGUUCCCGAUCCCGUCAGGCCGAGCUACUGAUCUGGUCGACCCGGUUGGUAGUCUGAAUUUGGGCCACUUAAGCUUGGAGGAUGGUGGAAGAUCAAGAUAUGUCGGCACCACGUAUUGGGCUUAUAUUUCGGAUGAAAUCAAUGAGCUUAAUCAAUUGCUGAGAGAUCAAAAUCGUUCGCAUGAUCAGCCAGCUCCAGAAAGAAACACGCAAACGCCAGACCCAGCUACCAAUACACAACCGUCAUGGAGGGAGUCAGUAGGCAGCUCAACGCCUUCGAUGACACCCCCGUCCCGGUCGUUCCAGCAAUCUAUUAUCUUUCCAUCCGGUGAUUCACCGUCAACAAAUGAAAAGGUGGUGGAGCCAGAAAUGCUUGACCAUAUUCCAACGAAGAGACAGAGUCACAUUCUUUACAAAGGAUUUAUGUCUGGCGUACACGCCAUCAGCCCUGUUCUCCACCCUCCCACUAUUCUCAAGCUCUACAACUCCUUCUGGAACUGGUAUGACUACAGCAGCUAUUCAGGUGACCCUUGCCCAAGUCCAUCAUUCAUACCACUGUUGUAUGCCAUUUGGUAUGGCGGCUCGGUCACAAUCUCAAUUCGAGCAAUCAAAGCUGAAUUCAACGUAUCUUCACGCUUUGCACUCUCAACGAUGUAUAGCGACGAGGCCACACGCUGGUUGACAAAAAUAUCAUUCCCGCGCAGCCCUUCUCUUCAAGGACUUGCGGCCUAUCUCAUUGUGCAGACCAUCGUUUCAAAAGAGGAAGAGCCUUUAACGAGCAGUCUGUUUGUUAGUCUGGCGAUGAGGGUGGCACAGAACAUGGGAUUACAUCGCGAUCCAGCUAAGUUUGGCAUCAAUCCGUGCGAGGCAGAAUACCGACGCCGAUUGUGGUGGCAUAUUAUGCAUAUGGAUGGCGUCGUUGCGAUGUCAAGUGGUUUGCCUCCUCUUGUCAGUGACGAAAACUACUGGGAUGUGUGCGAGACCAGUGAAAUCAAAGAUACACUGUUGGACAGCCCAGCGGCCGAGCAGUAUGAGAAAUCGGUCGCAUCUCAUGGACGCCAACCUGACAAUCCGGACGAUCCCAACCUUUGCGGCGGGCCAUCUAUGGUCAAUGUGUACUACCUCACUGCAAGGGGGAAAUAUGCCAUGGCCCGUGCUGUCCGACGGAUACUGAAAAUCCAGCUUGGUAUCAAGCCUCUUCUUAGGCAGGACAUGGAGGAACUUCGAUCUAUACUAUUAGAAUUACAGCUGAAGCUGAAUUCAAUAAUACAGCGGAUUCCAGAGGGCAACGCUCUUGACCAUUCUUCGACCUCUGGUCGGGCUCUAUCCAUGUCCAAAUCCCCUGUGGAUGGUCGCUCCUCUGAUACAGAGCUUCCAGGCGAGGGACCGACAGGAUGUCCAGAACAAUACCACUCCCCGGUUCUUGUUUGUUUCCAUAAGUGGGCCAGAAUCAUUCUGUCUUUGUAUAUUGACAAGGCCUUUUGUGUUGCCUAUCAACCUUUCCUCAAGAACGCUCGCAGCCGCAUUUGGCCUGCUGCACGACAGAGUGCACUUCGACAUUGUCAUGGGUUUAUGAAGAAGUUCAUUCAACUCGCAACUGAUCCUGAUUUCCAGCCAUUCCAGUGGAGCUGGCCCGGCAACCAUCAACCUAUGCAUGCCACUAUGAUCAUGCUUAUUGAUUUGUAUGAGCGACCUCAUAGCCCCGAGGCAUCAAAAUCACGCGCAUUAAUCGACCGCAUACUUGCUCUAUCUGGUCCAGAUGGAGGAGUCGUAGGGGGUGAGGACGGUGUAUCGACACAACGACCAUUAAAGGAUGGAGGCCGUGAAGCCUGGGAUAUGAUCCGUCGCCUUCGUCAAAAGGCCUGGCAAAAGGCGGGCCUUAAUCCUCAAAUGCUGUGGACUGAGCAGGAUCAAAUCCAAGCCGGUGUUUCCUCGCCAGCAGGUGAUCCUCAUGUUGAUGGUCCGCUCUACGCUUCCCAUUCUGGAUCUCCAGCAGUGUCAAGACCAGCUUCUCGGGCUGCGUCAGCACAUGACCCUAAAGUCAACGAUUUCAACAAAACAUUCUAUAACAUCACUCGCUCUCACAAUCUGUCGAAUCUCACCUCUACCUCUCCCCGACCCAGUCCCUUACGAUAUUCACAGAAACCCCAGGACAAACCCUUACCUUCCUUCAACACACAAUACGAUCCGAAAUCUACACCCAGUUCCAUGCCACCCCCUACAGCUGGUCCAUAUAUCCCCUCAUCCUCGCCGGAACUGGCAUCAUUCCAGGAUGUGUCUCCGCCAAUCCAGGCUCAGCCGCCUUCAGCCUCGACUAUCCCCCUACAGCAAGACCAACAGCCACUUUCAAACCUCGCCCCUUCACACGCCAUACCCUUCAUGGAUACAUCCCCUCUAAAUCCCAUGCCUCUAGGCGACUCUACCCCACCUUCCAUGGUCGAUCCCAACCUCAACUUCGAUUGGGACCAAUGGGAUGCGGUCUUCGGACAACAUCUCCCCGUAGCAGAUGAUCUCAUGGAACUAGAUCCCGUUGCGGGUCUUGACUUUGCCAACCUUGGGAACGCAUCAAAUACUAAUAAUUCUUCCAGCGGGGAUAUGGCCGAUAUCUAUCGCAAUGGUCUUCCACUGGUACCUUCCCCGAGUGAUAUGAAUUUCCCCCGUCCUGGAAUGGCAACGGUGCUAGCAGUCUGGAGAACUCGAAUGGUUGGUCGGGCUACUGAUCGUACGACUUAUACAUAG